AUGCCCUUUUUACGGAACUUUUUGAAUCGCAUCAAGCAUGACUCUGCUCUACAAAUGCUCGAUGUUCGUCAAACCGUGUCAUUGCCGCUUGAAGGGUUCUCGGAAUGGAUCAAGCAGAGCAUGGAUAGGGAAGGCAUUCAAAGUGACAAUGCGGUGAACUUCUUUGGACCGUCAGGUGGUGGCAAGACGUGGACUUUGACAAUACUUGUGGAGGACACGUUGCAGCAUACGGAUGGUAGCAUUCUUUGUCUCGAUUUGGAUGGACGUUGGAAUACAUCACCUGCUUCAGGACAUGGGCGAUUUCAUCUCUAUCAACCAUCAACAGCAAUGCAGGUGGCUUCUUUAUUUGAAUCCCUUGAUGAUUGGUUUGAUCAACACGCGGAUGAGAUGGUGUUAUGGGUACUCGUGGAUGGCGUUUCGAUAUUGGAUGGAUCCAUGCUUAGCAACCUCAGGCAAUGUCAACGCAAGUGGAAGUUCGCCUUAGCAACAACAUGUGUCAACCAUGCCCAUCAUAGCAGCAAUCUCCCUUAUGAUUAUUAUUUCUACAUCUCCAAGGAAUCCGGUCACCAUCACCCUCAAGUUAAAAUGACAUGGCCCAUUGUUUCAAAACCUUUCUCUUUGUUAAAUAAUGAUGACAAUCAGCACAAUACAAGUGCAAUACAACCUUCUUAUGUACAUUUGCCAUUUAUGAAUAUGGGUGUUGGGGGGGAUCGAGGUUUCUAUUACCAUUGA
Lichtheimia ornata is the source of this 732-nucleotide messenger RNA. RefSeq lists its product as uncharacterized. NCBI's taxonomy places the organism in Eukaryota, Fungi, Mucoromycota, Mucoromycetes, Mucorales, Lichtheimiaceae. Bases 1 to 732 code for a protein of 243 amino acids. The record is from RefSeq and is a predicted model, not a curated record. The transcript is spliced from 2 exons.